AUGGCCCCUCGCUUGUAUGCGAACAGCGCAAUCGAUCGCCAUGCCCAAGGCUUCACGUCACGAGAAGGGCUGCCUUGCGCGGACGCUCUUGCGCUGCGCUCGUUCAGCGGAAGGCGAGACAGCAGGAAGAACGAUAGAGGGAAGCAGAUGACUGCUACAAGCUCUGCAACAACUAGCUUCGAGUUCUCCGCGAGGUGUCAGAGAAGAGAGACAGCAAAACAAGGUGCACUUUACUCUCCUUGGAGCUUGACAGAUCAGCCACUCAAAGAGGCGCGAAAGGCAAGGGCUGACCCUCGACUCGUGCCGUUGGAAAAAUCCAUCACCUCCAAUAGCCAAAGCACGUUGGGUCGUCAAUACCGUCAUGAGUCUGUGUCGAGGCUGCUCCACCCAGCGCACAAGGCACUCUUCUCCACGAAUUCCAGGCAAAGGGAUGCGCCUCUGGCAUCUGCCUCCUUACCUCAGCCCUUGCCCUUGCGAUGCACCAUCCUGGACGCCAAGGGAAGCGUAAAGGUUGUGUCAGGAUCUUUCUCCAGAGCUUCCCUCUGCGCUCAGCACAAGCUGGAAGCUAGAGACCUCAGAAAGGUGGAUAGCCGAGUACCCAACGUGGUGCCCACCAUCUUGGUCAGAGGGGAGGCGUUCUUGGUGAACAUCCUCCACAUCAGGGCGCUCGUCAAGAAGGAUCAGGUGCUGCUCUUUGAUAGGUGAGCAGGCAAGCGUUGGUGGUGCCCGCGAAAGAUAGCCGCGGAUGUGAAGCCCGUGUCGGUCUCUGCGGGAUUGCGCCAGUGUAGAUUCGCUUGGCAUGCUCACUCACGCCUGAUCGCUACCGCGUCCUGCUCUGCGCAGCUACGGCUCGACAGACACCGCGCUACACAGUGCCUUCAUCUAUGCGCUCCAGCACAAUUUGUCUCUGCAGCCUCCUCACUCCACGCUUCCUUACGAAUUCAGAGCGCUCGAGUCAAUCCUCUCAUCCGUGCUCUCUGCGCUCUCUUCUGAACUCGGCGUACUUCGGAAUCUUAUCACAGACCUGCUCGAGGCGCUGGAAGAAGACAUCGACAGGGAAAAGCUGCUCAGUCUGCUUCUCUACACUCGAAAGCUCCGAGCGUUUCUAGCGAGGUGCAGAGGCUCGGAGAGAUGCAUUAUGGAUGUACUCGAGGAGGAUGAAGACAUGGAGGCUAUGUACCUCACCCACUCUCGCCGGAACACGGGCGAACACCUUGAGCUGCAGCUCCUGCUCGAGUCCUUUGACCAUCAGCUGGAAGAAUUGAUAGCGCAGAGCGAGGCCAUGUCGAGCAACAUCGACGGCACGAGGGAGAUUAUCGACUUGAUUCUCGACAAUAAUCGCAAUCAGCUGCUCACUCUGGAUUUGAGGACAUCCAUCGGAAUGCUCGGCAUUAGCGUCGGGACGUUGUGGGCGGGCUUGUUUGGCAUGAAUUUGAUGAGCGGGUACGAGGAACACCCAUUUGCUUUCUACGCCACCAGCUCUGUAGCUUUCAUCUCUGCUGUCGUCGUGGGAUCGUUCGGAAACCGGGUACUGAACAAGACCAGACGGGUUGGCCUGGCCAUGCGCACUCGUCCAAGUGUUGGCAAGAGCCUGUUGCCUGGGUGGUUGCCUGGGGUGGCGUCUUCGCGCAGCGCGGCAGCAAUGAGGAGAGAAGAAGCGUGGAUGGAAGCCCUCAGCUCUCAUUCAAAUCACGCGAUUUCGCCUUCGGAUGCUUUGGAAGGACACGGAUAUGGAGGCAGUAGUACUUUGAACAACAGCGCUGCUCAGCAUGGCCCACUACCGACUGCUGCCCAGUCCUCGUACACCUCAUCCGGCGCGUCGCUCAGCUCAAGCUCCGCACCGGAUGCUGUGCCAACCGAUAGUGCGGGUCCAAAUCCGUUCGGCACACCCGUCCUCUCCCCGCCCUCUUUUCCAAGCUCGGACCACACAAGAACAGGGCCAUUGUACGACGCAGCCUCAUCUUCCUCUUUCUCCCGCAAAGCGGGAAAGACGGCCAAGAAGGCGGACAAGACUGCUCUUGGCGGCCCUCGUUCGGGCACGAAUGCUUUGGACACCAAGAGCGAGGAACCUCUCAAGCCUUGGAGACCGUUCACGAAGGGCAACGAGUAA
This is a messenger RNA of Ceraceosorus bombacis, 2110 nucleotides long. The record is from the annotation of a GenBank genome assembly. Lineage: Eukaryota; Fungi; Basidiomycota; Exobasidiomycetes; Ceraceosorales; Ceraceosoraceae.